UUUAUGUAGAUCAUUGAACCUCGCACCUACCUAUAGAUUAAUUUUUCCAACUUUCAUUUUUUGAACUAUUUUCUUGCUUUAAUAUAAUGGAAUCUGUACAGAAGCUUUUCGGAAAAAAGCCUACGCAAGAUGAAAUGGUAAAGAAGUGGCAAAGAGAAAUAAGAACACAACAACGUUCGUUAGAACGACAAAUUAGAGAUUUCGAAGAAGUAGAAAAAAAAACAACAAAUUUAUUAAAACAACACGCUAAAAAAAAUGAUUCAAAAGCUUGUAAAUUAUUUGCUAAAGAACUUAUUAGGACAAGACGUCAAAAAACUAGAUUAUAUACUAGUAAAGCACAAUUGAAUUCUAUUCAAUUACAACUACAAAACCAAUUAGCUACUCUUAAAGUAUCCGGAUCAUUAAAAAAAAGUACUGAAGUAAUGAAAAUGGUUAAUGGAUUAGCCAGACUACCAGAAUUAUCAAAGGGAAUGCAAGAAUUAUCAAUGGAAAUGACAAAGGUAAUAUAUGUAAUCUCCAUUUUAUUUUAUCGAAAAAGUAGUUAUUUAACACCUUUCGUGAUUAGGCUGGUAUUAUCGAUGAAAUGAUAGGAGAUACUUUCGAAUUAAUGGAAGAUAGUGAUAUUGAGGAAGAAGCUGAUGAAGAAGUUAAUAAAGUUUUAUUUGAAGUUACAAAGGGAUUGCUUGGUGAAGCUGGUGCCGUUCCAUUAGAGAACCCAGAAUUGGAAGAGGAAGAAGAACCUGCCG
Molecule: messenger RNA, 746 nt
Organism: Rhizophagus irregularis DAOM 181602=DAOM 197198
Lineage: Eukaryota; Fungi; Glomeromycota; Glomeromycetes; Glomerales; Glomeraceae
Source: RefSeq, a predicted model, not a curated record